AUGAUUCCUAUCUGCCCAGUUGUUUCUUUUACUUAUGUGCCCAGCCGGCUCGGGGAAGAGGCCAAAAUGGCUACCGGGAAUUAUUUUGGCUUUACCCCUGGCGCAGCAGCACAGUACAGUCAGCAGCCAACCGGAGGAGUAGCUUAUACUCACCCCACCACAGUUGCCAGUUACACGGUGCACCAGGCUCCCGUGGCAGCCCACACAGUGGCAGCCGCGUAUCCUCCCACCGCCGGUAGUGUAGCUGUUGCUCGCCCUGCGCCUGUGGCUGUGGCUACUGCUGCUGCUUAUGGAGGUUAUCAACCCACUCACUCUGCCACCGACUAUGCUUAUACGCAGAGGCAGGCGGAAGUCCCUCCUCCGCCACCGCCGGUCACAUCACAAAAUUAUCAGGACUCUUAUUCCUAUGUUCGCUCAACUGCUCCUGCUGUGGCCUAUGACAGUAAGCAGUACUACCAACAGGCCACUGCCUCUGCGGGUGUCGCUGCGGCACAGUCCCAGCAGACUGUUGCAGAGUCCUACUACCAAGCAGUGUCGGGUGGUGUAUUUUCAGCCCAAAAGUCGUCCUACAGUCAGGGAGCGAGCUCAUACACUCAGACGCAGCAGGCUCGACAGGUCACAGUAAUAAAGCCGGCAGCUCCCACCCCUGUGGCAUCGUCUUUCAUUUACCCCGUCACCUCUACGGUGCAGCCUGUAGCCGCUGCGGCCUCGGUGGUGCCUACCUACUCCCAAAGCUCCACUUACAGCAAUAGUGCUGUUACAUACUCUGGAACUUCCUACUCUGGCUAUGAGGCUGCUGUGUACUCUGCCGCCUCCAACUACUAUCAGCAGCAGCAGAAGCAGGCUGCUGCCGCUGUGGCAGCCACGUCGGCUUGGACGGGAAACACUUUCACCAAGAAACCUUCAUUUCCCAAUAAACAGCUUCGACCCAAACAACCUCCCAAACCCCCACAAAUACACUACUGUGACGUGUGCAAAAUCAGCUGUGCUGGCCCACAGACAUACAAAGAGCAUCUGGAGGGUCAAAAGCACAAGAAGAAGGAAGCUGCCUCAAAGGUGUCUCAGAGCAGCAGCAGUGGAGGUAGUUCUGGAGGGUCUCUCCCUCGAGGAGCACAGAACCAGCUCCACUGUGAGCUCUGCGAUGUGUCGUGUACUGGGGCAGACGCCUACGCGGCUCACAUCAGAGGAGCCAAGCACCAGAAGGUUGUGAAACUUCACACCAAACUGGGGAAGCCCAUUCCCUCCUCAGAGCCCAGUCUGACCUCGAGCAGCUCUGCGUCUGGCCUGAAGAGCACCACUUCCACUUCCAACAGCUCUUCCUCUGGCUCCUUCUCUCUUUCCACUUCCUCGUCCUACCUGAAGCCUGUCAACAUCGUCAGUGGUGUGACGGGCAAAAGCCCUACGUCCAGCCUCUCUGUCACCUCAGCCAAGAAGGUCAUCACCCCCAAGAUCAACUUUGUGGGUGGAAAUAAGUUGCAAACGACACUGAAACCGGAUGAAAUGAAAAGUGAGUCCUCAAAGUCUGUAGCGGCUGCCGGUGCGCAGGAAUCGAAGGGAGAAAGUUUAGACUCCAUUUCCUCUUCAGCACUGGCUGCUCUACAGAAUGAUGUCCAGCCGGUCGGAUAUGACUAUGUUGAAGAGGUGCGAAAUGAUGAAGGCAAAGUCAUCCGUUUUCACUGCAAGCUUUGUGAAUGUAGUUUUAAUGAUCCUAACGCCAAAGAAAUGCAUCUGAAAGGCAGACGCCACCGUUUACAGUACAAGAAAAAGGUUAACCCGGACCUGCAGGUGGAGGUCAAGCCGAGCAUUCGUGCUCGGAAGAUUCAAGAAGAAAAGAUGAGAAAACAAAUGCAGAAGGAGGAGUACUGGAGGCGGCGAGAGGAGGAGGAGCGCUGGAGGAUGGAGAUGCGUCGUUAUGAGGAGGACAUGUACUGGAGGCGGAUGGAGGGAGAUCAGCACCACUGGGACGAUCGCCGGCGUAUGCCAGACUCUGGCUUUCAGCAGUGUCCCCCUGGGCUGCUGGGAGUCCGCCCUGGGCUGCCCGGGAUGCAGCCUCAAGGACUGCUGCCUCAGCGCCGCCCUGACUCUUCAGAUGACCGCUACGUAAUGUCCAAACACGCAGUCAUCUAUCCCUCCGAGGACGAGCUUCAGUCUAUCCAAAAGAUUGUGUCAAUCACAGAACGAGCUCUAAAGCUUGUGUCAGACAUCAUCACUGAACAAGACACGGGCAAAGAAGAGGACAAAGACAAAGACAAGGAAAAGAAAGAAACGCCGGCAAAAGACAGGACCCUAAAAGGGGUGAUGCGGGUCGGAGUCCUGGCCAAGGGCCUCCUUUUGGGCGGAGACAAGAGUGUGAACCUGGUGUUGUUGUGUUCUGAUAAGCCCACCAGAACCCUCCUGAGUCGCAUUGUGGAGCACCUUCCGGCUCAGCUUGCGGUCGUGUCCCCAGAGAAAUAUGAAGUGAAAGCCUCUGUAGCGGAGGCAGCCAUUGUCCUGAGCUCUGGCUCUGAGCCCAAGAUGAAUGUGAACAUCACUCUGACGUCGCCGUUGAUGCGGGAGGAUGGUCCUGAAGGAGAUAUAACCUCGGGUAUGAUGAAUGACCCAGCGGACGUCUUGGACAGACAAAUUUGCCUUGACGCUCUGGCUGCUCUGCGCCACGCUAAGUGGUUCCAGGCUAGGGCCAAUGGUCUCCAGUCCUGCGUCAUCAUCAUCCGGAUACUUCGGGACCUGUGCCAGCGUGUGCCCACCUGGUCAGCAUUCCCUGGCUGGGCGAUGGAGCUGCUGGUGGAAAAGGCCAUUAGCAGCGCCUCAGCUCCACUGGGACCAGGAGACGCCCUCAGGCGAGUCCUGGAAUGCAUCUCAUCUGGAAUUUUACUUGCAGGAGGACCAGGGCUGUUGGACCCCUGUGAAAAGAACCCUAUAGACACUCUGGCUACACUGGGAGAACAGCAGAGAGAGGACAUCACUUCCAGCGCCCAGUUUGCGUUGCGACUGCUGGCCUUCCGUCAGAUCCACAAAGUCCUGGGGAUGGACCCUCUGCCUCAGACCAACACCCGCUUCAACGCGACCCCCAGCCGAAAGCGUCGGCACGACAACAGCGACGGCACUGACAGCUUCGAGGGAGAAGGCAAGAAGGACAAAAAGGACUACGACAACUUUUAG
Molecule: messenger RNA, 3159 nt
Organism: Knipowitschia caucasica
Lineage: Eukaryota; Metazoa; Chordata; Actinopteri; Gobiiformes; Gobiidae
Source: the annotation of a GenBank genome assembly